Messenger RNA from Epithele typhae, 840 nucleotides. RefSeq lists its product as uncharacterized. The record is from RefSeq and is a predicted model, not a curated record. The transcript has a single exon. Gene Ontology annotation, molecular function: protein-lysine N-methyltransferase activity. NCBI's taxonomy places the organism in Eukaryota, Fungi, Basidiomycota, Agaricomycetes, Polyporales, Epitheliaceae. Bases 1 to 840 code for a protein of 279 amino acids. Gene Ontology annotation, biological process: peptidyl-lysine dimethylation.
AUGGGAACGACGGAGGUGGCAGCACCGGAAGACUUUCUCUCUGACUCCCUCGAAUCCCUCUACGACCAUGUCCCCGUUGCCCAUUCCACCGCAGGGAGCCUGUUCACGUACCAGCCAUUCACCGGAGGGCCGGUCAUAUCCCUCAUGACCCCCGAUACACAAGCAGCGAACUGGGCUCUUCACGCCUCCUCGAUAUGGUCUUCUUCCCUCUAUGUGGCUGAGCACCUCGACGACCUCCACCUACACAAGUUCGCAUCGAUAACUCAGCAGGAAAGUCGGCCUUUACGAGUCCUCGAGCUCGGCGCGGGCGCAGGUCUACCGAGCAUCCUUCUUGCCAAAACCUUCCACAACGUCUUCGUGACCUGUAGCGACUACCCGGACCCGGACCUCAUCGGGACACUGGCGGAGAACGCCAAACGGAACGAAGCCGUCGACCGCUGUCGCGUCGUCCCGUUCGCCUGGGGAUCCGAUCCUUCUCCUCUUCUCCGCUCCCAGGCUGCACACACCGAUCCCGUCCCUGGGUUUGACGUCGUUCUCGCCGCAGACACGCUGUGGAACUCGGACACGCACCGUCUCUUUGUAAAGUCGCUGCAAAUCACGCUGAAGCGGGCACCUCAUGCACGCAUACACUUGGUCGCAGGCUUGCAUACGGGGCGGUAUGUGCUCGAGUCGUUCCUGAAGCUCAUGCCCGAGGCCGGGUUCGUUGCAGAGCAGCUGGAAGAGAGGCGAGUGGGCGGGACGGAGGAGCGAGCGUGGAGCGUGGAAAGGGCGGAUGGCGAGGAUGAGCAAGAGAGGCGAAGAUGGGUUAUUUGGAUGGUGUUCAAGUGGGCAGACUGUUAG